Messenger RNA from Limanda limanda (common dab), 2669 nucleotides. Its product is annotated as flavin-containing monooxygenase 5-like. Bases 96 to 1766 code for a protein of 556 amino acids. The transcript has 10 exons. Gene Ontology annotation, molecular function: N,N-dimethylaniline monooxygenase activity; flavin adenine dinucleotide binding; NADP binding. NCBI's taxonomy places the organism in Eukaryota, Metazoa, Chordata, Actinopteri, Pleuronectiformes, Pleuronectidae. The record is from RefSeq and is a predicted model, not a curated record.
CUCCCUCUAGUGUGGGAAACACAAACUGUGGGACACAUAUACUGUGGGCAGCACCAGAAAAAACAUUUCUUCGAAAGUCAGAAAAAAGCUGAAGGAUGAGUCGUCGUGUGGCAGUGAUCGGAGGAGGCAGCUCGGGUCUGACCGCCAUCAAGAGCUGCCUGGACGAGGGGCUCGAACCUGUGUGCUAUGAGAGCAGCGAUGACAUCGGUGGGCUCUGGAGGUUCAAGGAGAAUCCGGAGCCGGACAGGGCCAGUAUCUACCACUCGGUCAUCAUCAACACCUCCAAGGAGAUGAUGUGUUUCAGCGACUUUCCGAUCCCUGCACACUACCCAAACUACAUGCACAACUCGCUCAUCAUGAACUACUUUCGGCUGUAUGCUGAUCACUUCCAGCUCACCAAGCACAUACGCUUCAACACCCGAGUCUUGAUGGUGAAGCAGCGAACCGACUUCUCUCACUCAGGCCAGUGGGAUGUGGAGAUAGAGACCAAGGACGGCAAAAGAGAGAAACACAUUUUUGACGCUGUGAUGAUCUGUAUUGGACAUCACUGCCACCCCAACCUGCCGCUCCAAGACUUCCCGGGCAUUGAAACUUUCGAGGGAAAGUAUUUCCACAGUCGAGACUACAAGAGUGCAGAGGAGUGGAGGAAUAAAAAGGUGGUAGUGGUUGGAAUAGGAAACUCUGGCGGAGACAUAGCAGUGGAGCUGAGCCGAGUCAGCAAACAGGUUUACCUGAGCACUCGAAGAGGAGCCUGGAUUCUGAACAGAGUUUGGGACAAUGGCAUACCCCUUGAUUUGUUCUUCAAUAGGGUGUCUACAGCUAUACAGGACAUUCUUCCCCACAGUGUUGUGUGUGGUAUUGGAGAGAGGAGGCUCAACAAAAGAUUUGAUCACAGUCUGUACAAUCUGAAGCCAAAGCACAGGUUGUGGAGCCAACAUCCCACAGUGAAUGAUGAGCUUCCCAACCGCAUCCUGUCUGGAACGGUUCAGGUGAAACCCAACAUCAGCAGAUUUCGAGGAUCCACUGUGGAGUUUGACGAUGGGAGCAUAGUGGAAGACGUUGACCUGGUGGUGUUUGCCACAGGUUACAGCUUUUCCUUUCCGUUCCUGGCCUCACUUGUGGUCUCGGUGUCUGAGAACAAAGCAUCUCUCUACAAGUUUGUGUUUCCCCCUGAGUUGGACCGUCCAACACUGGCCAUCAUUGGUCUGGUACAGCCACUGGGAGCCAUCAUGCCCAUCUCUGAGAUGCAGUGCAGAUGGGCCACACGUGUCUUUAAAGGUUGCGCCAAGCUUCCCUCAAUUGCAGCCAUGCUAAAAGAUGUCCAGUGCAAACAGGACACCAUGGCCCAAAGGUAUGUGGCCAGUCAGAGACACACCAUCCAGGUAGACUACGUCAAUUACAUGGAUGAGUUAGCAAAACAGGUUGGGGUUAAGCCAAACUUCCUAAAGAUAAUGCUGACUGAUCCCAGGCUGGCACUAAACGUGUUGCUCGGUCCGUGCUCGCCGUACCAGUAUCGUCUCAGAGGGCCAGGAAAGUGGGCCGGGGCCCGUGAGGCCAUCCUCACUCAGUGGGAGAGAGUGGUUAAGCCCAUGCAGACCAGACCUUGUGAUGAUCACAACCCCAAGAGCUCAUUCAAGUGGCUUCUGAUUCUGUCAGCUGCUGCUGUGGGCGUGGCUGCGUACAUUCAAAGGAACAGCCUUCCUGCUUUCCUACAAGAUCCCACUGCACUGCUGGACCAGAUUAAAGCGUACCUUCCUGUACAGUGAUGUGAAAUGUCAUACUGAUUCAUUUUUAGCUCGGAUCACUUUUUACACAUUUGUUCAUCCAAUUUUUGUACACAUGUUUCUUGUAAUAAUCUGGGCGGCUGUGGCUCAGGGGUCGGAGCGGUUGUCCUCUAACCAGAAGGUUGGCAGAUUGACCAGAUGCUCCUUCUCAUAGAGAGAAGUGAUGCACUGUAUGGAUCUGAAUGUGUAACUGUACUGUAAAGUGCUUUGAGUGGUCAUCAAGACUAGAGAAGCGCUUUGCCAUCUGAUUUUCUUGGCAAAGCUGUGUACUCAUAAUGCUAAUCUCUGACUCAUAUUCAAACACAGUGUAUGAACAUAUAUGUUUUUUCUGAGUUUGUCAUGGUUGAUUUCCAUAAUUAUGUUCUUGAAUGAAUUGAUCAAAAUAUAUUUUCAGAUCUUGCAUGAUAAAUUACAAAAGCUGUCACUUUUCAUCUUUUGCUAACUUUGUUCGAUUCUUUUACGCAAAUAAAUUGACAAUUUUGCCCCCGGUGACCACCUUCAGAUUUUUUGUGAUACACGUACCAAUAGUUUUUACCACACUUUUAGUGAUUUAGGAUUAUCAUAAAUCACAUUCUUUGUUAAUUCAGUUUUCACCAAGGUUCUUCGUUUUUUAAAUUACUUCGUUUAUUAAUUUGUGAGAUUAACUUUAAAAAAUGGCCAAUGACCCGUUGAUUUUAACCUUUAAUCUUUCAAUCUUUCUUUCAAGGAGAUGUACAGAGUCCACUAUGUUUUCCAUCCCCCCCCUUUCCAAGUCCUGCUGUUCCCCUCAGUCCAAUCCUUUCCCCCCUUCCCUCCACGUAUCCUUCCUGUUCGUCUCGGCGACUCUUUUUAUGUUUAAAAUCAAUCUGUUAACAUACAAAAUAAAUAAAUAAAUAUAAAACCCUG